Messenger RNA from Gaeumannomyces tritici R3-111a-1, 948 nucleotides. RefSeq lists its product as hypothetical. The transcript is spliced from 5 exons. Gene Ontology annotation, cellular component: membrane. Bases 1 to 948 code for a protein of 315 amino acids. The record is from RefSeq and is a predicted model, not a curated record. Lineage: Eukaryota; Fungi; Ascomycota; Sordariomycetes; Magnaporthales; Magnaporthaceae.
AUGCUGACCAUUGCCCCUUCCCGCCCGCGUCCAGGAGCAAACGCCGGCGUCGGCUUCGCCAGCGCCAGGAAGGCCCAGAAGACGGUGGAGCAACUCAAGGCGACGGGCCAGCUCAAAGGCACGGUCUCGGCGCUGCAGCUGGACCAGACGGACCCAGACUCGGUCGAGCGCGCGGCCAAGGCGGUCGAGGAGCAGUUCGGCCGCCUCGACGUGCUCGUCAACAACGGCGCUGUCGCCUACAUCAAGAACGAGGCCGGCAACCUCGCCAUGGGCGCAAAGAUGAUCGAUGCCUUCAAGCUGGUGCUCGAGACCAACGUGGUCAGCCUCUUCACCGUCUCGGAACGAUUGGGUCUCGCCGCUGUGACAACUCAGGAUUAUAUCAUAACGCAAUGGACGAGAGUGCAGGCGGGACUGGCAACCUUGGCGCACCCUAAAAUCGGCUCUAUCUUUUCCAUAUCGGAAGCAGGAGAUCCUGUCAUUGGCAGGUUGGCUAAUGCCGUGACCGAAGGGCUCGCGAACCCGGGGCCGUUUUCCAGCGAAGCCGAGUUGGGCAUCUUCAUAUUUGCGGACAUUGUGCGCAAUACGGAACUGUUUAGGAGCGCCGACGCAUCUUCGUCUUCUGCGCAAUUUCCGCUCAACCACAUGGAUCUCGGCACGCAGAAUAUCCUGGUGGACGAGGAAUUUAAUUUCCUGGCAGUUAUCGACUGGGAAUUUGCGCAGAUCGCACCGUGGCAGGUUAACCACAAUCCCUUCCCGUUCCCGCUGUUUGGGUCGGAGAGAACAUCCGAGAGGCCCUCGAGGACCCGGGACAAGUUGCACCCAAGAACGUGGCAAGACAAGCAGCCACUCGAGCCAUGCUUCAGGGGUCGUGGGAACAGGACGCAGGCCACGGACUCGGCGAAGUGCUAUAUGCGGGAGAUGGACGUCAAGCUGAGGCGAAUGGAGUAG